UCUUUCAUUUCCCACAUAGAAACAAACACUACCCACUUCAACCCUAAUUCCUGCUCCAAUGGCAACUGCUGUUUCCAAUUCCAAGCCAUCAUUAGGUAAAUGGUUCUCUAACAACAACAAGAGCUUCAGGAUUAGCUUCCAACGCCUUCUUCCUUCCAAAUCUGACCUGUCAAGUCGCAAUUUCUCUCUACCUCAAACUGAGCUUAUUACUACUACUAUUCCUCCUCCCAAGGAUGGGUCAUAUUCCUCUGGGAGUACUACUCCAAGAAGUAGUACACCCAGAGACAGAUCAAGAAAGGAUGAGCUCCAAGAAGUAUUCGGUUACUUCGACACGGACCGCGACGGAAAGAUCUCGGCUCAUGAACUCAGAUCCUACUUUGCAUCCGUAGGGGAGUAUAUAUCACAUGAGGAGGCUCAAGGUGUGAUCAAUGAUCUUGAUGCAGAUGGUGACAAUUUGAUAGACUUUGAGGAUUUUAUGAAGUUGAUGGAACGUGAAGGUGGGCAUGAUGAUGAUCUUAGAAGAGCUUUUGAGAUGUUUGAAGUGGAGAAGGGUUCUGGGUGUAUUACUCCGAAGGGGUUGCAGAGGAUGUUUAGACGACUUGGAGAUGAAAUAUCAUAUGAAGAGUGCAAGGCCAUGAUAGAGAUAUUUGACCUUGAUGGUGAUGGUGUUCUUGGUUUCCAAGAAUUCCAGCAGAUGAUGGCUUAGCCCUAUCAAUUAUUGUCUGUAUUGUUCUAUGUGUUUUUUUUUUUUUUUUUUGGUGUGUUAGUGUGUGCAUGCAAAGGUUACCUACAUAACAAUAAUUACCUUUCCUUGCUUAUUUAACAAAUUGAAACUAGAAAAGUGGGGUUAGGCGCUAGAACUAUAAUGGACAAGUUUGAUGCAUGUAUUGAAAUUUGAAGUUUAAUUAAUAUACCUUAGAAAGGGUUAAUCAA
Macadamia integrifolia is the source of this 933-nucleotide messenger RNA. RefSeq names its product probable calcium-binding protein CML41. The coding region runs from base 59 to 706 and encodes 215 amino acids. Gene Ontology annotation, molecular function: calcium ion binding. The record is from RefSeq and is a predicted model, not a curated record. Lineage: Eukaryota; Viridiplantae; Streptophyta; Magnoliopsida; Proteales; Proteaceae. The transcript has a single exon.